CCUCCUCCGAGCUCUCAUUCCACGGACGACCAUUGAACGUUCAUCUUCGAUACGGAAACCGCAGUUGCGCUUUCGAAAUUAUUUGACUUCAGUCAGUACAUUUCAGUAAUUCUCAGCUAUAUUAUUGAACUAUCGUUUUCUGAUAAAAUUGAGAGACGAUAUCCUUUACAUACAUAAAUCGUUUACGUCAACGUUUUUGAGAACAAGGUUUCAAACGACAGUCGACCUGCCCGAGGCAGAAACUUAAACAAUGGCCAAGGGAACACAGUCUCACUCUGAAAUGGCCCAGGCUCGUCAGAGUGACGGUCUCAAUGUGAUCUUUGAUCAGAAGAGCCCUGCUUCAUCUCGCUCCCGAUCUCAAUCCACCAGCAGCAGCAGCAGCAGCGGCAGCAGCCACUCCUCUGGCUCUCACAGGGGACGUCGCAGCCACAGGGGACGUUACAGCUCAUCCUCGUCGUCAUCUUCCUCUUCUGCAUCUUCAAGCAGCUCAUCCUCUUCUCGCUCCAGGUCUCGCUCUCACCCCAGGUCCCGCUCUCACCCUCGAUGCCACAGACGUUCCUCCCGCUGUCGCUGUGAUGACCAUCGCAGAUAUGGACGCGGACGCCACCGCGCCUCUCCACCACGGCGUUACAGGGCCCACUCUCGCUCAUACAGCCGCUCACCCUCGCCCGACAGAUAUUCACGCCGCAGACGCUACAGGUCUCGCUCCAGGUCCCGCUCCAGGUCUUACAGCCGCUGGAGCAGCUACAGAAGAGCCGAGAGCAGGUUUAGAUGCAAAUUUUCCCGAUCCCCAUCCAGAUCCUACAGGGGCCGGUCCAGAUCGAGAUCCCCAGUACGCUCUGUCAGUCUGAGCUUGCAAGAUAAAAGAGAACUCCUCAAAACUGCAAAGGUCAAUGCGAUGAAGAUCCUAGGAGUGGAGAAGCUGGAACUUCCUGAGAGUGUGAAGCCGAUCCUUUCAGAGCAGUCAGAAGAAUCCACACGUUUUUCACCAGAACCACUGGCAAGGGUGAGGCAAGGCCCUGAAAAGACUGCAUCACAGAGCAGUGAGGCGGAGCCUGAAGUGUCCAGCUCUAAGAUGUCCCCAAGAAGCAAAAUGAUCUCUUUCAGCAUGAAUAACUCUGUGGCGAAACCAACGGCGUCGUCUCCAUCUGGUGCUCGGCUAACUGCCAGAGCGGACAGCUAUGAGAGCAGGAAGCCCUAUGGCCACUGGAUUCCAGUCAAAUCAGUCCCGAGCUCUAGCGCACGCAAACACACUUCGAGCGCGUCACACUAGUGUGGCAGCCUACGCUGGCAGUGUAAAUACUGUAAAUAUUUUGUACAUAUCGUGAUCAAUCAUUUCAUGGUUGGUGUUUUCUUUCAGAUGUUAAAGAUUUAAGUGGGAAGAAGUGAAGAAUUCGUUCAGGUGGGAUUAUUUUCUUUCCAUUUGUGUAUGGUGCUGUUUAUAGAUUCAAUAAAGAUAUUUAAUUAAGAAA
Mugil cephalus (flathead mullet) is the source of this 1472-nucleotide messenger RNA. It is a transcript of the gene rsrp1, whose product is annotated as arginine/serine-rich protein 1. Bases 251 to 1273 code for a protein of 340 amino acids. Lineage: Eukaryota; Metazoa; Chordata; Actinopteri; Mugiliformes; Mugilidae. The record is from RefSeq and is a predicted model, not a curated record. The transcript is spliced from 5 exons.